GCCAUACAAAACUUUUGCCUUGCCGGCCGCUUAUUGUGCGCCUGGCUCAAGGCAGGAGCUAGAUUUGUUCUAGAACCAACAGCACGUGUGAUGCCGGCAUCAGUGGCAGGCUAGUUUCCGUGGAAAUCAUCGCCCAGCACACGUGCUUCCAUCGGGAAACCGGAGCAGCCGUACAAUGGACGCUGGCAUGGAUGCUCGCACAGCGAGUGACCACGCCUACGGCUCGGUCCCAUCGCUUGAUAACGGUGAUGGCGACGCGCCACCGCGGCGGCGCUGCGUCGCCGCCGUCAGCCUCGGCCUCGCCUGCAUCUCCGCGUGCGUGCCGCUCGCGAACAAGGCUGUAUUAAGGCACGGCGCGAAGAAGGCGGCCCUCACGAUGACGGCGUGCCAGCUGUUCAGCGUGGCUUUAAUAUGCGGGCUCAUCCACGCCGUUAUUGCGUGUAAAAACGGGGCGCCGCUGCGCCUGUCGGAGGUCCGUCGCAAGGCGCGGAACAUCGGCCCGCUCGGCGUCGCGUUCGGGCUCAAGCUCGGCGCCACGAACGUCGGUCUGGCACUCGUAUCAGUGGAGAUGCACGUCUUGCUGGCGGCGACGGACAUUCUUUGGGUUGCCAUCUUCGCGCGACUCAUCAACGGCGAGCGGGUCCGCAACGUCACGGGCGGCCUCGCGCUGGUCGGGUGUUUUUUGGGGGCAUGCCUGGUCUCCACGGACUCGUACGACGCCGGGCGCCACGUCGCGGUUUAUGCGGUGGCGCUGAACCUGGUCGGGCCCGUGAUCCAGGGAAUUGUGGUCACGCUGCUGCGGCGGUCGGCGACGCGCGAGGUCGCUCGACAAAACACGUCCUACGUCGAGUUUACCUUCGUCAAGCUCGCUUUUUCGACACUCACGGCCGGCGUGCUCGCCUUGCUGAUCGAAGGCGUCGCCGACGCGCGGUCCUGCGUCGUCGCAUUACUUGGCGACGCUCCCAGGUUCCUCACGACCGUCGGUCUCAUCAGCGGGGUGCAACUACUCUUCACGGUAUUGGCGACACUGGCCUCAGGAACGAGUGUGGGAGUAGUAGGCACGGUCAAGAUCAUUCCCCAGUGGCUCCUGGCCUUCACCAUGGAUGGCGCCAGUAUUGACCCGAGGCAUCUCAUAGGUGUGUGCCUCGUGACGCUCUCGGCGUGCGCCUGGGCUUUGAGCGGUGGCGUGUCGAAAUCUCCCCCGCGGCUGCCAAGCCGCGUGUUGUUUGUGUGAUCGAUCUAUCCGAGUCGUCGCUCCUAGUCGUGUAUUAAAUUUAUUAGGACUCUA
Pelagomonas calceolata is the source of this 1288-nucleotide messenger RNA. The record is from the annotation of a GenBank genome assembly. NCBI's taxonomy places the organism in Eukaryota, Pelagophyceae, Pelagomonadales, Pelagomonadaceae.